GUGACCUAAGCCUUCCAAAUGCAUCACGAGACACAGUUGUUAUACUUUGAUUGUUGUAUUGUCAGGAGUUGUCGAGCGAGAUUCAUAAGUCCUGGUCAAGCAUUCAGGAAAAAGUGAUUUUCGAAGCUUUUGUAGUAGUCUGUUUCAUGUUCGCUAGCCUACAAGCGUCACGUCACAAACACUUGAGGGAUACGUUUUGGAAAAAGCAAACCAGUCACCGGAUUCAACUACUGUCAUCAUCGCAACUUGGACCAGAUAACGACCGCCACUGCUAGCGAUUUCCUGUUCUCAACGUAGCUAGCUAGUUCGGUGAACGGUUUUGGGUGGUGAAAAACAUCGAACCGUGCAAAAUGACGGUCGCGGAUUCAAACUGGGGUUUGAUCACGAACGUGGUCAACAGCAUCGUUGGAGUGAGCGUGCUGACCAUGCCUUUCUGUUUCAAACAGUGUGGGAUAGUGCUGGGGACUCUGUUGCUGUUCUUCUGUUCGUGGAUGACCCACAAGUCAUGUAUGUUUUUGGUCUACACGGCCAGCAGCACCAAACGCAGGACCUAUGCUGGCCUAGCGUUCCAUGCCUACGGCAAACCAGGCAAAACACUGGUGGAGACUAGUAUGAUAGGUCUGAUGUUGGGGACCUGUAUUGCCUUCUAUGUCGUCAUCGCUGACCUGGGCUCUAAUUUCUUUGCCCAGUUGUUGGGCCUACCGGUGUCAUUUGGUUUCCGUGUGCUGCUGCUGAUGGCGGUGUCUCUGUUCAUUGUACUGCCUCUCAGUCUGCUGAGGAACAUGUCAUCUAUCCAGUCCUUCUCUGCCAUGGCCCUCAUGUUCUACACGUUCUUCAUGUUCACGAUAGUCAUGUCUUCUCUGCGUUACGGCCUGAUCUCAGGCUCCUGGUUCGAGCAUGUUCAUCUGUGGCGGGUCAGGGGCGUCAUACAGUGCCUGCCCAUUAUCUCCACCACCUUCUGCUGUCACCCGCAGGUGUUGCCUACCUACGACAGUCUGGACGAGCCCUCCAUCAAACGCAUGAGCACCAUCUUCACCACCUCCCUCAAUGUCGUCACCACCUUCUACAUCACGGUGGGAUUCUUUGGCUACGUCAGUUUCACGGAGGACAUAGCCGGUAACGUUCUGAUGAACUUCCCUUCUAACCCGGUGACUAAGAUGAUCCGGGUGGGCUUCAUGAUGUCCGUGGCGGUGGGCUUUCCCAUGAUGAUACUGCCCUGUAGACAGGCAAUCAACACCAUGCUGUUCGAACAACAGCAGAAGGAUGGGACGUUUACUGCAGGGGGGUACAUGCCUCCAAUGCGCUUUAAGAUGAUCACCUUCGCCAUCGUCUUCGGAACCAUGCUGGGAGGCAUCCUCAUCCCCAAUGUGGAGACCAUCCUGGGUCUGACUGGAGCCACCAUGGGCUCCCUCAUCUGCUUCAUCUGCCCUGCCCUCAUCUACAGAAAGAUCCAGAAGAAUGGACUCACCGCACAGUUGGUGUUGUGGGUUGGGUUAGGCAUCUUGCUGGUCAGCACCUUCACCACGGUGUCAAUCUCAGCCAGUGACUCCACCCCCAAGCAUGCCCCUCCUCCCCCUGCAGCUGACAAGAGUGCCAUCUUGAGAGUCCUUCCUGACAUGGCUGAUUUACUGAAAGCAGUAGAGAAGCCGGUGGUAGCGAAACAGCCUGAGGUGAAGCCUGUGUUAGUGGAGAGGCAUAAGGCCCCUGCUGCUUUAAAGCCAGUCCAUCCAGUAGAGAGACAGCAGGAACAGGCUGAGCCCCCCCAGAUCAAAGGACCUGAACAAGGAGUUCCAGACAGGAAGGAGGAGGAGGAAGUGCAGCUGGACCGCCCUGAUGCAGGUGUGGCGGUACCUGAAGGGGAGGCCCAUCGGCACGAGCCGCCCAUCCCCCAUGACGAGGUCCAGAUAGAGAAGAGGAAGAAUGACGCAGAGCUGGAGGAGGAGAACCAACCUGCAGCGGGAGGAGAAGAGUCUGAGGGUCAGGGAGUGGCGGACCAGGAAGAGGUGAAGAAUAAAGAGGGAGGAGAGGAGGAGGAGAAACUUCCUUUGUUGGUGAAAAAGGAGGAAGUGGGAGGAGCAGAGGUGCAGUCCAAUGCGGUGCUGGAGAAGCCUGACCCGGGGGCGGGGAAGAAACAGGAAGUCCCACCCCUAGAGCAAGUGGAGAAAAUUGCCCCAAUGCUUGUUGGGAAGGAUGUGGUGGCUGAGCAGGCGCUGGUUGAUGCGGCCAAAGCCCCAGAGGUUGCUGGGAAACGUGAGCCGGCGGCCCCAGUUGCUGAAGCAGUGGUUCCCGUGGCAGCAGAGGGGGCUGCUGUUCCAGAGGUUAAGGAGAGAGGAGUGGAGGACAAGAUGGAUGUGAUAAAAAAGCUGGUUGCAGAGGGUCAGUUGGACCAUGCUGCUCUGCUGCAGCUUAUAAAGGAGCAGCAGGAGCAGCAGAAGAGGCUGUUGGACCAGCAGGAGAAACUACUGGCUGUCAUACAGGAACAGCACCAGGAGAUGCACCCCAGAAAGACCGAUGGAGCUUCAGAGGCCGAUGCAGAUAAGGGGGUCCAGGAGGAGGGGGGCGCAUCCAAACCCAAAGGCCCAGCUCAAGGUGGUCCUGCCCUGGCCUCAGACACCAUGGAGCCUGGGGAGCCCGCUGGAGCUCCACACGCCGGAGGGGCCGAGCCUCACAUCCAGCCCCACAAUGAGGUCCUCCCUGUGGAGAAGAGUGCAGAAGAGCAGGUCUUCAAAGUGGUUGCCUCUGUUAUUGCCAAACAAGAAGUACUUCUGGAGGUCCCUAAACGGCCCGUUUUGGCUGAGGCAGCAAUCGUGGCAGGGGCAGAGGUGGAGGCCCCUAAGGAGAGGGACCUUGGGGCUAGGGGAGUACCGCUGGGUCAGGAGGUGACAGAGGGGAUGAAGGUAGAACCAGCCCAGCUGCCACCUGCCAAAGCUGAGGACGGGGUAGUUAAAGGAGGGUUGGAGGUAGUGGACAAGGCGAAGGAGAGGAUAGAGAAAGAGAGACUGGAGGAAGUGAGGAUUGAUAGAGCGGUGCAGGGGAGGGUGGAGGAGGAACGGUUGGAUAGGGAGAGGAGGGAGAGACUGUCGAGAGAGCAGGAGAUCGAAAACUCCAGAGUAGAGAAGGAGGGAAUAGAGAAUGAGAGGCUGGAAAAGGAACGAGCAGAGAGGGAGAGAGCGGAGCGAGGGAGGAUCCAGUGGGAGAAGAUGGAGAGAGAGGUGAUGGAGAGAGAGGUGAUGGAGAGAGCGGAGAAGGAGAAAAAGGACCAGGAGCAGAAGGAGAAAUUGGCACAGCUGGAGAGCGCCAUCAAGGCCCGGGAGGAGCAGGCUCUGGCUGCAGCUGGGCCAGGACCUGUCAAACCAGGAUUAGGAGAAGAACUAGGGGCUGUGAAGAAGAGUGGACGGGACCUGAAGGAGAGGGCGACCGUCCAGUCAGACUCCAGCGAUGUUGUUGAAGAGAAGACCCACAAAGGCCAGGACCAGGGGGUCCAGGAGAAGGCCAGGGACCAAGGAGACAUGGACCUGAGGAGGAGGAGGAGAGCCCUGGGGGUAGGGGAGGCUGGGGGUUCCAGGAGGGGUGUGCCGGGGCUGGAGCCCUUCUUGGACAUGGGGGGGUGGGAUCUCCAUGCAGCCCUGGAGGCACCGCCACUCGGGGGAGCACUGGUACACACACGGCAGAUAAAACAGACCUCUGAGCUUGAGAGAGACGAGUAACUGGGAGUGUUUAUUUGUUAUUUUACCUUUAUAUAACUAGGCAAGUCAGUUAAGAACAAAUUCUUAUUUUCAAUGACUGACUAGGAACAGUGGGUUAACUGCCUGUUCAGGGGCAGAACGACAGAUUUGUACCUUGUCAGCUCGGGGGUUUGAACUUGCAACCUUCCGGUUACUAGUCCAACACUAACCACUAGGCUACCCGGUAUACACGCACAUGAAUACGGUAUAACAUACACUCACGGACAGUUGGGUUGGACUGUGCAAAUCCCUGUAUUUACACAAACACUCACAUAUAGUUGGGUUAGAAUGUGCACACCCUAUUCUGUCACACACACACACACACACACACACAUAUAGUUGGGUUAGAAUGUGCACACCCUAUUCUGUCUCUCUCACACACACACACACACACACACACACACACACACACACACACACACACACACACACACAUAUAGUUGUGUUAGAAUGUGCACACCCUAUUCUGUCUCUCACACACACACACACACACACACACACACACACACACACACACACACACACACACGUACAGUUGGUAGUUAUUCAGGCGUUCAUACUAUUCACAACACACAUUCUUUCUCUCCCACACAGUCAUGUACCAUGGAUCACACUCUGCCUUACCACCUGUCUUCAUAAUACCUGACCAGUACAGGAGAAUUGUGAGUGUGUGAGGUGCAUUGAUUGUUAUAGGGAACAUUCUGGCUGCAUUUACACAGGCGACCCAAUUCUGAGCUUUUUACCAAUUAUUGGCAAAAGAUCUGAUUGGUCAUAAUACCAUUUAUUGGCUGAAGAUAGAUCAGCAUUGGGCUGCCUGUGUGUCUUCAUUUGACCCUAGUCUGUGUUCUUCUACCAAAUCGGAAUGGUUUGUUUUUAGCAUGCUCCUUCUAUGGUUCCAGAAGACAUUGCAGUUAUAGUGAUGAUAAAGAUAUUGUAGCAAUGAUCUUGUAGACUAUUCUAUAAUAAUAUGCUGUAUUAUGCUGCCAUAAAUCUAUUUAAAAUCUAUUUGUAUGUAAAUAUGAACUUAUUUUUUAAAUUUUAUUAAGAAGCUCAAUGCUCUACUGUAAUGUAUGUUAAGCUAUGCAAUACCACAUGCCAAGUUUCCUUCUGUCCUGUGUUUGAGAGAGCAAUGCACCACCUAUCGGGCUAUCCAAUGACUGUGUUUGAGUCACUUUAAAUCCCUUAAUACUUCUUGGUGAUGUGGAGUUUUCAUUUAGGCUCUGUAGAGAUUACUUGUGGUUGUUUUUGUCACUGUUGUGCUUUUGUUAAGCCCUUUGAAAUGUAUGUUAGUUAUUGUGAGCUGUAAAUAGUGUAUAUGUUAUUUUCUGAACGUAGCUAAAUGUUCUCAUGCUGCUUUUUUUUUUUACAUAAUAUUUUUGGAAACAUUCAUAGUACAUUUAAUUUAGGAUCAAUCGGUUAGCUUCCUUGCUUACAUUUUCCUCUCAAUUUUAAACCAGACUUCCAUUUUGAUGAGUACAAACUGCUACUGUAGUGUUGUAUAGUGUAGCCUUAUUUCUACACUGACUGGUCAAAACAUUAAGAACACCUUCCUAAUAUUGAGUUGCAACAACCCCCUUUUGUCCUCAGAACAGCUUCGACUCUACAAGGUGUCAAAAGCGCCCCAGAGGGAUGCUUCCCACAGUUGUCAAGUUGGCUGGAUGUCCUUUGGGUGGUGGGCCAUUCUUGAUACACACAGGAAACUGUUGAGUGUGAAAAAACCCAGCAGUAUAGGAGUUCUUGACACACUCAAACCGGUGUGCCUGACACCUACUACCAUACCCCAUUCAAAGGCAGAUUAAUCUUUUGUCUUGCCCAUUCACCCUCUGAAUGGCACACACACAAUCCAUGUCUCAAGGCUUAAAAAUCCUUCUUUAACCCGUCUCAUCAUUGAAGUGGAUUUAACAAGUGACAUCAAUAAGGGAUCAUAGCUUUCACCUGGAUUCACCUGGUCAGUUUCUCAUGGAAAAAGCAGGUGUACAUAAUGCUUUGUACACUCAGUGUAAUGUACAAUUCCCAAAUGUUUUACCCACAAAGGAGUUCUGAAUCCAUAACUCUGGUUCUACAUUCCAUGUUCUGGUUCUACUCUCUCCACCUUUCAUACAUGAUGUUUUCCAUGACUUAAAGUAAUGUGGUUAUUUUGUUUAGUCAUGUCCUGUGUGUGUGUUAUAACCUGUGUGUUAUAUCCUGUGUGGGUGCCACUGCUUUGUGCCUUGUAUUGUAACUUGCAGUGAAAUGAAUGGGCCAAAGUGAGUAACUAUUGAGAUGUAAGGUUCCUUAAAAAUGUGCAAAAUA
This is a messenger RNA of Oncorhynchus keta (chum salmon), 6017 nucleotides long. RefSeq names its product putative sodium-coupled neutral amino acid transporter 10. The record is from RefSeq and is a predicted model, not a curated record. Gene Ontology annotation, biological process: amino acid transmembrane transport. Gene Ontology annotation, molecular function: amino acid transmembrane transporter activity. Lineage: Eukaryota; Metazoa; Chordata; Actinopteri; Salmoniformes; Salmonidae. The coding region runs from base 351 to 3707 and encodes 1118 amino acids. The transcript has 17 exons.